AUUUAGUAUUUACUAUCGCUCUGAGACAGACUGGGCUUAUGUCCAUAGAGAGAAAAACUUUGGUUUCGUUUUAUUCCCUCUUCUCUCCCCCUCCCUUCGGCCGUAAAUUCAACCUCACACACAUGAAAACUUAGCUGUCUUCACAGAUGGAGUCAGUUGAUCUGGAUCAUAAUGGUAAUUGCAUUGAAGAAACGUCUGACAAGCAGUUAUUUCCUCCAAGUUCUCCUGAUAGAAGUGAUAUAUUUGGAGAUCCACAGGUGAAUACACGAGUUGGUGAUGAUUACCAAGCAGAAAUUCCCUCCUUGCUGACAGAAUAUAAGCAUCUUCAGCUUCUACUGAACCCUGCUGAUUCAGGUGUCAUGGUUGAUGAUUCCCAAUCUUUUUUAAUGGGUUUGCCUAUCCCAAUCAUGUGGGCUCAGGAAGUUAAUAGCAUUGGAGAUAAAACAUGGGGAUUUCCUAGUAACCAUGAUGAGGAAGUUAACUCAAACAAGCCUGCCGAAUUGAGAAACAGAAAAAAGAUAUAUAUUAAGUUGAAGAAGAAAAGUUCAGCAAUCAAUCUUGAACCCUUGGAUGUUGGGUUGGAAAAUGAAAAGGAAUCAAAAACUGCAAAUGUUGGAAACAUCGUGAUAGGGAAAACAAGCGUUGUUGGACUACAUAAAAGCAAAAGGUAUUCCCCAGUUCCAGGUUCUAAAUGUGACCCUUGGAGUGAUCCUGACGUGAACAGUUUCCUUCUUGGUUUGUACAUAUUUGGGAAGAAUUUUGUUUCAAUCCGGAGACUCCUAGAGAACAAACAGAUGGGAGAAAUACUGUCCUUCUACUAUGGGGAAUUCUAUAGAUCUGAUCAAUACCGUAGAUGGUCAGACUCCCGGAAGGCCAGAAGUAGGAAAUGUGUAACAGGAAGGAAAAUAUUUACAGGAUGGAGGCUACAGGAACUGUUAUCCCGUUUGCUUCCCCAUGUCCCAGAGGAAUUUCAAAGUACUUUGCUGGAGGGCUUCAAGUCAUUUGCUGAGGGAAGAACUUCAUUUGACGAAUUUGUCUUCUAUUUGAAGUCAACUGUUGACAUUCAGAUUCUUGUGGAAGCUGUAGCUAUUGGUAAGGGGAAGGAGGAUCUCACAGGCCUUGCCUUAGAGUCUGGAAAGACCAAUCAAAUAUUUCAAGUUUUUCCUAACCUACCAACCGGCAAAGAUUGUUCCUCUCUUACUCCCAGUGACAUAUUAAAGUUUUUGACUGGAGGCUUCCGGUUGAGCAAAGCCCGGUGUAAUGAUAUUUUUUGGGAAGCUGUUUGGCCCCGUUUGCUUGCGAGAGGAUGGCAUUCUGAGCAGCCUAAGAAUCAGGGUUAUGUGAGUUCCAAACAUUACCUUGUUUUUCUUGUGCCUGGGGUUAAGAAGUUUUCAAGAAGGAAACUUGUGAAGGGAGACCACUACUUUGAUUCUGUUAGUGAUGUUUUGAGCAAAGUGGCAUCUGAACCAAAACUUCUUGAGCUUGAAGCUGAAGAAGCUACACUCAGGAGCUGUAAUGAGGAUGGGUGGGUUCAAGAAGUGACAUCGGAUCCAGAUGAUCCAUCCAAUCAUCAGCGCCAUUGUUACCUUAAACCCCGAGUUACUUCUUCCUCUCCAAAUCCUAUGAAGUUCACAGUUGUUGAUACUAGCUCAGUCCAUGGAGGAAAAUCAUCCAAUGUGAGGGACCUGAGAUAUUUACCGGUUGAAUACAAAAUUACUUCUAGUAUCUCCAAUAAUUAUAAGAAGUCAAUGUAUGACUUUGAGGCAUAUGUUGCUGAUAUGCCAUUGAAGGCUGAAAAAAACACAAAUAAGCUUAACCACAAUAAGGGUACAGUUUAUACAAGUGGUCCAAAUGGUUUGAAGUUCACUGUUGUUGAUACCAGUUUGCUUCGUGGAGAAAAAUCAUCUGAGGUGAGAAAAAUUAGAUAUUUACCCAUUGAAUUUAAAGGUAUAGCUGAUUUUAGCAAUCUUUUGGGAGAAACUGAAGGGACCUCCUCUGAAGAUUCACUGGAUGCGCAUGAGAUUAAUGCUGUUGACAUGUUGUUGAACAGUGGAAAGAAUAUUGUACCUGAUGGUGAUGAUACAAACAGAAAGGUAAUAAGUAAUAAUUCAGAUAUUACUUCGAGCCAUCGAGAUGAUAAGGGCAUUAUGUCCAAUGACAGGCAGCUAAAAACAACUAUCAAGCACCAAUUUAGUCGGAGAGUAAAAUCUGGUAAUUCAAAAUCUGUCUCUCCUGUCAUCAAAAGGCGAAAAUUAACUGUUUGUUCUAAGUUGAAGACACAAGGUGUUAUUGAGGACUUCUCAGAAGGCUUGGAGUUAAAUCAAACAGGACUCUGUUUGCCAUCAAGUUCUCCAGAUGCAAGCAAGAAUGUUAGUUCUCCAAUGGAUUCUCAAGAGAAUGUGUCUUUAAUUAUUUCUUCACCUAAAGGCAGUCCAGGUGAGGAGACUAUUGGAGGCAUUCUCAUUGGAAACUCGUCUGCCUCGGGCAUGUCCUGUGGGAUGAAUGAGAAACAUCAACCUCAGCCAUCACUUGACCUGAACCUACCCCAGGUUCUGAUAAACUCUGAAGUGGGUGAAGCAUUAAUGAUGGAGGUGGAAGACAGCCAUGGCAUAAAUGCAGACGGUUCAUGCCUUCUAUCUAACGGAAUGGACCUGGUUCCUGACACAAUGACUUCUAUGGAUGUGGAUAAUGUAGAGCGGCAACUGAUGAACCUGAACCCCAGAAGGCAAAGCACAAGAAAGCGACCACCGACCAUCAGAGCAUUGGAAGCUCUUGCAAAUGGUUACUUAAUUGUCCAAAGGAGGCAAAAGGGCACAGAAUUUCAGACACAUGAAAAUCCAUUCUCUAGUCCUUCCCGCAAGGCCCGAAGCAGAGUCAAAAUAACUUCAAGUCGUGGUAGCACUAGUACCAAGACCAAUGAAAUGGAAAGAAAAGAAGUGACUGAUGCUUGUGAUGAUAACAAAGGUAUGGUUAGCAAAACUGUUGAAAAAAAAUUGGCUCACUAAAUACUCAGGAUUUUCAGAACUACCUAUCAUCCUAGUGUUUUUAAGGACGAUCUGGUAAGGUGUUGUUUUUCCAAUUAUGAUUAGAAAAUGGGUUUUUAAUUACUCUGAAAGACGACCAGAGCAGUCUGUACCCCUUGUGGAAAGAAAGACUCUUGCUAUAUUUAUUGCCAUGACCUGGAAAAAUUGUACUCCGUUGGAUGCUUUACCAACCAUGGUAUAGGAGAGUCCAUCUUCACUUGUUUAGUUCACAUAAAAACUAACCGUUCACAGUGCAGACCAGCCUUUUACCAAAAAGCUGAUGGCCCUUCAGCGAUUUUCUUAUGUCAAUACUACAGCAGAGAGAUGAAUUCACUCUGCAAUACAUAUGAAAAUGUUAUAGGCUACCUAAUGGCAGAUGUGUUGCUGGUAGUAUUUGGAAUGCAGGCAAAUUAUCAAGAUUCUAAUCAUAACCGGGGUGCUUUGGGAUAGGCUUUGUAGAUGCAUACCAAGUUCCAUAUAAAUGUGAAGAUAUCAGUAAUCAGAAUGGAGGUUGAAUCACUUUAGCAUGGCUGUUGGCGGAAACUCUUUCCAAGAUAGAAUGCUGUUUCAAGGGGUCACCCACCAAUCAAGUUUCUGUAUCUUCUCAGUUGAGCAGGUUCCUGUUCUCGAUGAGUGUCCAUUGUGAUGAGUACACUCUUCUUCUUGUGAUUUUUCUGAAGAUAUUUACUUAGUGACUCAGAUUUCUUUUGUGAUUUUAUUGUUCUGUCUGUGUGAUGCUUAGUUGAAAAUAACGGGCUAAAUAUACUUUUUACCCCUAAACCACAGGGAUUUUAAACUUUA
Molecule: messenger RNA, 3824 nt
Organism: Juglans regia (Persian walnut)
Lineage: Eukaryota; Viridiplantae; Streptophyta; Magnoliopsida; Fagales; Juglandaceae
Exons: 3
Coding region: 147-3005 (952 amino acids)
Cellular component (GO): nucleus
Molecular function (GO): transcription corepressor activity
Source: RefSeq, a predicted model, not a curated record